Messenger RNA from Armigeres subalbatus, 4427 nucleotides. RefSeq lists its product as uncharacterized. Gene Ontology annotation, biological process: proteolysis. The record is from RefSeq and is a predicted model, not a curated record. NCBI's taxonomy places the organism in Eukaryota, Metazoa, Arthropoda, Insecta, Diptera, Culicidae. Bases 77 to 3589 code for a protein of 1170 amino acids. Gene Ontology annotation, molecular function: serine-type endopeptidase activity. The transcript has 12 exons.
CAACUCAUUAGUUUCGCUUAUCUCUCCAUCGCAUAAGGUACGACUUUGAACAGUAGUUAGUGUUCUUGAACGCAGUAUGUACCUUUUGUUUCGGUUGAUAAUUUUCGUCUUUUUGCGGGUGCUUCAACUGGACCUGAUUAGCGCCACCUACCAAUGUGGAAUGCGGAAGCAUGGAUUUGUGCCUUUGGUGCAUCACGGCUGGAAGCUCGAGGAUGGAGCGUGGCCAUGGCAUGUGGGCGUUUUUCAUAAACAGCCACGCGACACUCUUCGCUAUGAAUGCGGUGGAAGUUUGCUGAACGAGAGGUACGUCCUGACGGCGGCACAUUGCGCCGUGAAGCGAAAAACCGCACGUCAAUUGCCAACGAGCAUUUUCGAGUUGCAUCUUGGACAGCAUAAUUUGUCCCAGGUUACCGAUCAGGUGCAGAUUCGGGAUGUCAGCAAGGUGCACGUCCAUCCGGAAUAUUCCACUCUGAAGAACGAUAUGGCAUUACUGGUGAUGAGACUGGCUGUCGUUUACACCGACUAUGUGAUUCCAAUCUGUAUCGAUCAGAGGUCUGAUCUGGACCUGAGAGAUAUUGGAGGUCACCGUGGAUGGAUUACCGGAUGGGGUAUAACGGAAAAGGGGAAUAUUUCGGAUGUGCUGUACAGUGCGCCACUAUUGGUGGUAAGCUUCCAGACGUGUGUCAGGAGCGAUCCGAUUCUGUUUGGACAACUGGUGGAUGAAAACAUGUUUUGUGCAGGAGAUCGAAAUGGGACCAGCCCGGGAGGAGGCGACAGUGGCGGCGGAAUGUAUUUUCAUGAUGGCGAUAGAUGGGUUUUGAGAGGAGUGGUCUCUUUUGCCAAAAUAAACCCAUCAACGAAGGAGGUUGACACAUCGAAGUAUUCAGUGUUCACCAAUGUUCGCCGUUAUUUGUCGUGGAUCCAUGAUGCUAUGACUGAAGAUGAACCCCAAGCAGUUCGUGGACCGAAACGCAUUAGUGAGAGAGAAUGCGACAGGUUUCAAAAACUGACCGCCAGGCGGAAAACUGGAGAAUGUGCCAAUAUGAGAAACCCGCAUUCGAUAUUAAUUUCAUAUACAGGAAAUCCCGAUUUGUUAAAAUGCAACGGUGCCCUUAUCAGCGAAAAUUAUGCCAUAACAACAUGCCUUUGCACACGUUUCAGCACGCCAGCGCAAGUACAGAUAGAUGGAUACGGUAGCGUUGAUAUUCUGGAUUUCGAAUGUCACCCGGAGUUCGUAGUAAGUCCAAAGAUCCAUGAUUUGGCAAUCGUUAAGCUGGAGAAACCUGUCCGGCUUUCCAGCCACGUAAUACCCGCCUGUUUGGCAAACAACUGGACGGAGAAUCUCUACGACACUCUCGUACAAACGGGUGUCGGAAUGAACAAAACCACAGGUGCCAAGCAAAUAUUCGAAUCUGACGAGAAUGAGUUCAUUACGGAGCAACGGUGCAAAACGAUAUUCGGACUGCAGGACGAUCCCGUGACACGGCCUGGUGACAUAUGUGUCAUCAAUACCGAUCCGCUGAGGAUUGGCCUUCGCGGGGUGUUGGGAUCACCUCUGCAAUCGGUCAACCGACGUACCUGUAUGUCAACCGUGGUCGGAUUGCUUGAUUUCACCAUAGUGAGUCCAAAGUGGCCAAAGGAUAACCCCUGGAUCGAUGGAUAUGUGCGUAUUUCCUACUAUCUGGACUGGAUAGAGGGGAUUGUGUGGGGAAAAGAAGUUUCUGAAAUUCCCAUUAUCGCUUCAUCGCGAUCGGUCCCACUUUACAGUAACAGUACUCUCGUGUUCAAAAUGAAUUUCCUACAUCGGUUGAUAAUUUUUGCUGUAUACCAACUGCUUCAAGUGGACCCGUUUGCCCUCGCUUACCAUUGUGGAACUCGCAAGCACGGCUUCGUCCAACUGGUGUCGCACGGUUGGAAAGCCGAGGAAGGCGAGUGGCCAUGGCAUGUGGCCAUUUUUCAUAAGCAACCUCGUGAAAAGCUCCGAUACCAGUGCGGCGGAAGUCUGCUGAACGAGAAACACCUUCUGACGGCGGCCCAUUGCGUUGUGAACCGCAAAAAUAGGCGUCCGAUGCCGGUUGCAAUAUUUGAGCUGCAUCUUGGGCAGCAGAGUUUGUCCGUGGUCGGCGAUCCAGUGCAGAUCCGGGACGUCAGCAAAGUGCAUGUCCAUCCGGAGUAUUCUGCCCUGCGGAACGAUGUGGCACUGCUGGUGAUGAGAUUGGCCGUCGUCUUUACGGACUACGUGAUCCCGAUCUGCAUCGAUCAGAGGGUUGCCCAAGAUCUGAGCAAUCUGGAAGGUCAACGUGGAUGGAUUACGGGGUGGGGUACGACCGAGACGGGCAACGUUUCGGAAGUGCUUAAUACGGCGUCACUGUCGGUGGUGAGCUACCGGAAGUGUACAGAAAACGAUCCGGUUUUGUUUGGAAAUCUGGUGAAUGAAAAUGUGUUCUGCGCGGGGGAUCUGAAUGGAACCAGUCCUGGAGGCGGUGACAGUGGCGGCGGAAUGUAUUUCUAUGAUGGCGAUCGAUGGAUUCUGAGAGGAGUUGUUUCUUUUGCGAAGAUAGAUCCCUCAACCAAAGUGAUUGAUACCUCGAAAUAUUCGGUUUUCUCAAAUGUUCAACGAUAUUUGACCUGGAUUAAGGAAGUCAUGGCUGAAAACGAACCUCAAGCAGCUCAAAGGCCGAAGCGAAUCAGUGAAAAAGAAUGCGAUAGAUUCCAGAAAAUGGCGGCCAAACGCAAAACCGGAGAAUGCGUUAACUCGAGACACCCGCAUUCAAUAUCAAUUUCCUACUCCGAUGGAGAUCCCAAGCUAAUGAAAUGCAAUGGUGUUUUGGUUAGCGAAAGCUUUGCUAUUACAAUUUGUAUUUGUACUAGAUUCGCCACACCGGAUCAAAUACAGAUAGAUGGAUACGGCAGUGUUGAUAUCCUGGAAGUCACGUGUUACCCGGAGUUCGUAAUGAGUCCCAAGAAUCAUGAUUUGGCUGUCGUUAAACUAAAAACACCGGUCCAGCUUUCAAGUAGUGUGAUACCAGCCUGUCUGGCCAGCAAUUGGACAGAGAAUCUAUACGACACUCUCGUGCAAACCGGUGUUGGAAUGAACGCAACCACAGGUGUCCAACAAAUCUUCGAGUCUGAGGAUAAUGAAUUUAUUACGGAAGAACGAUGCAAGAAGAUUUUUGGUUUGGAAAACGAUCCCGUUACCCGACCUGGUGACAUGUGUGUCAUCAACACCGAUCCGUUGCGAAUCGGACUUCACGGGAUAAUGGGAGCGCCUUUACAGUCAGUCAACAGACAAGCCUGCCUGUCUACCAUUGUGGGUUUGAAGGAUUUCGUUAUAAUGUACGACACGUGGCCCAAAGAUCUACCAUGGGUAGAAGGUUACGUGCGAAUUUCGUAUUACCUGGAUUGGUUAGAGCAGAUCAUCUGGAACGAAGAACUUCAGCCAAGAGGUUUGACUGCUACGGAAAAUCUGUUAGUGGAACAGAAUACAGAAACAUCGUCCACAACUCCUAUUGAAGGAAUUUUCAACAAGGAUUUCGUGUUUCCUGAUCAAUUGGAAAACUGGAUUCUUAGAUUUAAUAAAACUGUGUGAAUCAGAAAGUCUAUAAAAGUCACAAUUAACAAAAUUCUUUAAAUAAAUAUAGAUGACAUUCAAUACAAAACCAAAUUAAAAAUUCAUUGAGAACCGAUAUUCUGCAGCGAGUAGCCGCGCUCGCGGAACGCCACAACAUCUGUCGACCACACCGUCAUCGUCCUGGUAAAUGGUCUGCUGUCCCGCCGGAUGUUCCUGAUGGUACGGCACUGCGAACACCCAGCGAAUCGCACAGCAGCGUGUGGGGAGAAAAAAAAGCGGCAAGGCGGCGCAGAAAAAAAAACCAGGGGAAUUCAAUCACGUACGGUUUAUUAUCGCUAUUAACACAAAGUGUUGCCAUAUUUAUAAGGCGAUGAGUUUUACGGGGUGGUUUCGUUGUUUCUGAAUUGCUCUACAACCAACAGGCACUGGACGUAUCGCCUUAAAAAAAAAUGCCGUUAAAAAAAAUGUCGGAGUUCAUCGUAGAAAGGACCGAGCAAAAUUGAAAAAAAAAAUGCGAAUAGAAAAAAACACGGUAAUUAGUCACCCGCGAAUAACCAACAGGGAUGGAGAGAGACGAACAGAACCCAGGGCAAGAUUAACGACCCGCUGAAAGGUGGCGUUUGUUGCCUGUUGGUUUAAUUAAGGACUCAAAAACAAAUCGUUAUUGCACGACCAGAGCGGUCCACCGGUGGUGGAAAAUUGGAUGGGGGCUCGUAUCGUGGCAGUGGUUCAAGUGUUUUGGCAAGCCAUCGCAAAAUAAGUGUAACGAACUUUAUUUAAUUAAUUAAAUUUGUGAAGUAUCGUAGACCGGGGGUCAUGGAUUUUGUUUUAUUUGCCAAUUAUUUAUUCAAACCUC